Periophthalmus magnuspinnatus is the source of this 6486-nucleotide messenger RNA. It is a transcript of the gene evpla, whose product is annotated as envoplakin a. The coding region runs from base 192 to 6161 and encodes 1989 amino acids. Gene Ontology annotation, cellular component: cytoplasm; intermediate filament; cytoskeleton. Gene Ontology annotation, biological process: intermediate filament cytoskeleton organization; wound healing. Gene Ontology annotation, molecular function: structural molecule activity; cadherin binding. The transcript has 22 exons. Lineage: Eukaryota; Metazoa; Chordata; Actinopteri; Gobiiformes; Gobiidae. The record is from RefSeq and is a predicted model, not a curated record.
GGGAGCAGGUUAGGCCGGUACUGCGACUGUCUGGGCGGUUUCACCCAGUUAACCUGUCUGGGAGGAGCUGCUAACUCUGUCCCUGCGUUAAACCCGGUCCCACACAGAGAGACGGGGACAGCUCCAAGAGACAACAGCAGAACAGAGGACAGAUCUGAGUGGGAUCUCUGUGGCCCACUGCAACCACCAGGAUGCUUAAGAAAAACAAGGAGAGUACCCUCAAGAUGUCGGGGAAGAUCAGCAAGACCCAGGCCGGUGCCUUGGCCUUGUUGAUCCAACAAAUGCAGAAAAACGCCGACCAGGUGGAGAAGGACAUCCUCCGGGCUGAAGACCUGCUGGCAGUGGACGACAAAAACGACAAACAAGAGCUGCCCCUGCAACACCAGGAGGAGAUCUCAGACAGGCUGGGCGAGGCCGAGGGUCUGCUCAAGGACCUGUUCCUCGAUGUGGACAAAGCCAAAAAGCUCCAUCAUCCACAGGCCAAAGACAUCGAGAGCGAUGUGAUCCUUCUCCAUGAGCGCUGGCUGAAGGACUGUACGUUCUACAGAGACAUAUAUGAGCAGAUCGACGAUGUGUCCCUUAUGCCAAGGAUUGACUGGGGACCUGUUUUUGCCCAGAAGCAGAAGCAGCUGGCUGACUCAGAUCAGUACGGUCCCACCAUGGCCGACCUGGAGAGGCAGAUCGCAGCACAUAACAUUUUGCACAAAGAAGUGGAGGCUUACAGUUCCCAGCUCUGUGUCAGCUCCGCCGGCAGCAAGGAGUCAUACACAGCCUUCAAGAAACAAUACAACAACAUACUGGACAACUCAAAGUGGCGCCGGCAUUACCUGACCAGCCUGUACGAGUACAUGCAAGGCUGCAACAAAGAGCUCACCUUCCUCCAAGAGGAACAGGACAAGAUCAAGAAGCAGGACUGGAGUGAACGCAUGGUCGACCCCCCCGACGUGCGGCGCCAGUAUGAGAACUUCAAAAACAACAGUCUGCUAUCGCAUGAGACUGAGGUGAACAAGCUUCAAGAUGAAGGAGACCGACUUGUUGAGUUGAAGCAUCCUGCCAGUGCCACCAUCACGGCACAGAGAGAUGCUGUACGUAACGAGUGGCAGCAGUUCCUCAACCUCUGCAUCUGCCAAGAAACACAUCUGGACAAUGUGGAAGAGUACAAGAAGUACCACAUGGACUGUGACCAGCUCUCCGAAACCCUGACCAAACUCAACAGCAGCUUGGAUCCAAAAGCCAUCUCCAAAAGAAGCAACUAUGAGACUCUGAUGCAGCUGGAGGGAGAGGAGAAGGAUGUGCAGAACAGCGAGCAGCUCCUGGCCGACCUAAGGAGACGCAGCACCAGCAUCGCUCCCCUGAAACUUCGCCGUGGCACGUCCUCCCGCCCUGUCACCGUGGAGUCACUGUGUGACUGGGACUCUGAAAACGGUUCCCUCAACAGAGGUGAGAAAUUCACGCUGAAGUCCAUCAAUGAUGAGAAGUGGAGCAUUAUGUCACCUGGAGGAGCCACACAGACGGUUCCUGGAGUGUGCUUCCAGAUCCCGCCUCCAGACCCAGAGGCCAUUGACAAAGUGGACCUACUGGGGGCUGAACUAGCAGACAUCCAGAAGAAAAGAGCUGCAGUGGAGGCAUCACUCAAGAACCACAAAAAAGAGGUUGACAGAGUUCAGCAAUCUGCAGCUCCUGUGGCGUCUGCCACUGUCGACCCCAAAGCCCGUGCACUGGCUGAUCAGCUGUCCAAACUGGACAGUGACUUGGCUAAAGCUGAAGCGGAUUUACUGAACCGCCUCCGAACCCCUUUGGACCGGUCUGACCCCACCGGGGACCUGGCCAAAAAGCUGAGAGAUCAGGAGGAAGCGGCUAAGGCGUUGAAAGCUCUGGAGCAGCAGAGGCGAGCUGCUCAGGCCGAUCUGCAGCCGCUGCUCUCAAGUGGAGCCUCGGCUUCACUGCCUCAACAACUGUCAUCUUUUAACAACAAGCAGGACAAUCUUGCAGGGCUUUCUGACCUCUAUGCUAAAAAAGCAAACGCAUCCCUAAACCUGGAGCGGCAGAUUCAGAAAGUGGAUGGCAUCGUAUCAAACUUGGAGAAUAACCUAAGUGCAGAUGGCCCCAUUAGUGACGAUCCAAAUGCUGUCCAGAGGCGUGCUGAGGACAUUCGGAAUCAGAAAAGAGCAGUGGCUGCAGCUGACGGAGACAUGAAGAAGCUGAGCAAGGAUCUGGAGCUUACUGAGCAGCUGUGCAGCUCUUUGCAGCAAAGCUACCAGGAAUACUGCCCCGACAUCCAACGCCAACGCACUGAAGUCAAGAAACUGCAGACCCGCUACACCAAUGUGGGCAACCAGCUCAACGAGAGGCAAAACAUUUUGCAAGAAGUUGGCACCAAGAACCAAGAAUUUCAAAGCACUUCCAAAUCACUCAACUCUUUUCUGGACAACAUGCCAACCAACCAGAUCAGCCCCUAUGAUGACCUGUCCCAAAUCAGUAUGAAGCAGAACUCUCAGGAGAGAGUUAUGGAUGACCUGAAGAGGAAACGUGAUGAUCUGGACCGGCUGUCUGAUCUGUCCAUGGACCUACAGAAUCUGCUCAAUGAUUAUGAGACCAAUGUUGAUAAAUACAAUGGGACUCUGGAGGACUCUGGCAUCUCAGUCGCUAAGCAACCAUACGUGCCAACUCUUUCUAGUGCCAUUGAAAAAGAGGAAAAGAGUCUGAUCAACCGUUAUUCUGAGGCCACUGCUGAGAACACACAGCGGCAGAAACAGAUGGGUCUGGCCAAGAAUCUGGUUGUACAAAAUGAAGAAAAAGUUCAAAUGGUCGCCCAGCAACAAGUCCAGCUGGAAAAUCAGCAAAAAAGUGUGUUUGAAUUGAGCAAUUUGAAGAAAGAGCUAGAUGAGGAGAGGGAGAGAAACCAGCACGCUGAGACCAAUUUAAAAACCUUCAAAGAGAGGAUGUUGUCCCUGCAAAGCCGCAGAGGUGUAGAGCGUGUUGAGGAAAAAGAAGUGCUGCAGUAUUACCGCGAUCCAAAACUUGAAACUGAUCUAAUGGAUCUCCAAAAGAUCCUACACGAAGAGACCCUCAAACGUACCACUACCCAGAGUGACAUUGAGCUGACUAACAGUAGGAUUACUAUAGUUGAGGACAACAUCAAGAACGCGCCACGCAAACUGGUGACAAAAGAGGUGACAGAAUUUGAGAGAGAUCCCCAGCUUGACAUAGAGGCUGCCAAAAUGAGGAAUGAGAUUUCAAAGAUGAGGGAUGAAAUUCGGGUGAGGGAUGGCGAACAUGUUCAGGCCAGAACCGAGAUAACAAUUUUACAGCAAAAGAGGCCACCCAUUAAGGAAAGAGUGGUCAAGAAGGAAGUGGUUAAAGUGGAGCAGGAUCCAGAAAUGAUCAAGUCUGUCAAGACCUUCCAGACCGAGCUCUCCGAUGAGAGCAACAGGAUUACAAUGCUCAAUGAUCAGAUCUUUCAAACAAGGAGCAUGAUCAACAGCCUUGAGAGGCUCAUCCCCAACAUCCAACCCAAGAUCAUCAAAAAGGAGGUCAAGAAGGUUGAACAGGACCCAGAACUUAUAACUGAAUCAGAAAAGAUUCGGGUAAACCUAGAAAAUGAGAGAGGCGAAAAUAGCGCUUUGUCCAGAGAGGUAACAGAGCUGCAGAGUCGCUACAGAGAAGUUCAGCUCUUUAAACCCAGAAUUGAGGUGAAGGAGAUAGUAAACGAGAUCUACCACAUUGAUCCAAGCACCGAGAUGGAGAUAACACGUCUCAGGAAAGACAUACAGGAGUCUUCCAGGCAGCGUAGUGACCUGGACAGAGAAAUCACCCAACUCACUUCAGAGCUCAAUCACCUCCGCUCUCAGAAGCCCAAAAUAGAGCAUAAGGAAGUUCUUCAAGAAGUGAUCAAAGAGGAGCGCAGUCCUGAGAAUGAGAGAGAAAUACAAAGGCUAAACAGUCAGGUCAACAGCUUGUACAACACAUACAGCUCCCUCCAAGACCAAGUGCUGCGGCUCAGGAGCGAGAGGGACGAAUUGAAGAUCGAAAAGUCUAAGAUUGAAACUCAACUGGUGACGAAGGAAGUUGUUAAAUAUCAGAAUGACCCGUUGCUUGAGAAAGAAGCUGAUCGUUUGAGGAAGAAUGUUCGAGAGGAAGCGCAGAUGCGGCGCAACAUCGAAGAGAUGGUCUACGACUUGAAAAAUAAAUAUAUACUGCUUGAGCGUCAGAAGCCAGAAGAGAAGGUGGUAGUGCAAGAGGUCGUGCGUCUACAGAAAGACCCACGUCAAAUGCAUGAGCAUGACCGCCUCAGUAGGAAUUUGGAUGAGGAAAUCCAGACGCGCCGUCAGAUAGAUCUCGAAAUUCAGCAGCUGAGAACAAGGCUAGCGGACAAAGAGAGGAUGCUCAGAGACAGUGACGAGCGCCAAAAAAGGAUUCAGGCCGAGUCUGAGUUGCGAGACAUCAGACUGCGCAUUACACAGCUGGAAAAUGCCCCUCCUCCUGUUGAAGAGAGCAUUGUGGUGGAGGAAGUUCUGAAGGUUGAGAGGGACCCCAAAUUGGAGAGGAUGACAAACGGUUUACGAGCUGACAUGGACAAGGAAACCAGUAACAUCCUGCGCAUCCAAAGGGAGAUCCGUAACCUUACAGUGAAGCUGGAGAUUUUACAGAGGGAGAAAUCAGGUGAGAAGACAGUGUACAAAGAGGUGGUGCGUGUGGAAAAGGACCAGGUAGUGGAAUCAGAGCGAGAACGCCUCCGGGAACAAGUAACACAGCAGAGAUUCGCCAGAGAGGAUGUGGAAGAUGAACUGAGACGGCUGAAUGACAAGAUCAACCUACUGAUGAGCAGCAAGAGCAGCACCUCCAGGGAGGAGACAACACUAACUCUGAACAAAGACGCCCUGCAGAGAGAGAGAGACGACCUCAUCCGUGAGCUGAGGACCCUGGAAACCAAGAGCCAAGACGUAAGCUUUUCUUUCCAGCAGCAAAGCAAACUCAUGAGUGAGAGAACACAGAUGUCACGGCAGAAGAGUCUCAAGAUGGAAUCUGAUGUCCAGCGACUGGAGAGAGAUAUCCUCAAUGAGAAAGACAAGAUUCAUUCAAAGGACAGUAUCAUCCGAGAGCUUACAGUCAGCAUACAAAAGGAAGACCACUCAGAGACCAGAACCAAAGAAACAAAUGUUUCCACAAAGAUCACCAUUUUGGAUCCAGAAACUGGCCGGGACAUGUCUCCUUAUGAUGCAUACUUGCAAGGACUCAUAGAUCGUCAACAAUAUACCCAUCUGCAGCAGCUGGAGUGCGACUGGGAAGAGGUCACUUCAAUGGGACCUGACGGCGAGACCACAAUGCUGCAAGACUGCAAAAGCGGCAAGCAGUAUUCCAUAAAAGAAGCGUUGAGAGUGGGCCGAUUGACAGACUACGACCUACAGAAGUACAAACAAGGGAAGCUGCCCAUUUCUGAAUUUGCGUUGCUUGUUGCAGGCGACAAUAAACAAUCUGCAGUCACUUUUCAAACGUCUUCAACUGUGAAGUCUGCUCCUCCUUCAGGUAAAGGACCGAGCCCGAUUGCUGGAGUCAUGGAUACAACAACUGGCACUUGCUACACAGUACGCAGUGCCACCGCGCAUAAAAUGAUAGACCUCAUAACGGCUCAGAGGCUGCUGGAGGCUCAGGCGGCCACAGGGGGCAUUAUAGAUAUCACCACUCAAGACAGAUGCACAGUUCACAAGGCAUUGUCCAGAGGCCUCAUUGAUGAUAGUCAAACUCAGAGGCUGCUCAAUGCACAAAAGGCCUUUUCGGGAGUGGAGGAUCCUUUGACCAAAGAGGUUUUGUCCAUUGGAGAAGCUAUCCAAAAAGGCUGGAUGCCAAAGGAUACGGCCAUACGUUACAUGGAGGUACAGCACCUGACAGGAGGCCUGGUCAAUCCCAGAAACAGCAGCAGAGUGAGCAUAAUGGAUGCCAUUGGGGCCAAAAUGAUUGACAGCACUCUGCUGAGAGAACUGCAGUCAGAAUCUGCUUACACUAAAGAUAUCACUGACCCACUCACGAAGGAGAAGAUUAACUACAAGCAAGCUCUUGAACGCUGCAAGAGAGACCCACAGUCAGGCUUAGUCAUGCUGCCUGCAUCGUCCAAAGAACAGAGCUACUCCUCAACGUACACAUCUAAAUACGCACGGUUCUAGACAUGUUUACAGAACAAAUGCUUGUGAUUCACUGCUACUACUUAUUUUGUCAUGUUAUCUUAGACUAAUGAAAUUGUAUAUUAUAACUCAGGAAACUACUGCUGGGCCCUUUUGUUUACUUAAAAUGUUGGGCAGUUGUUUGUUUUAAUUUAAAAAAUGAAAAUGCAUGUCAAAUGUAUUGUUUUUUGUGAAGGGUCCUGGGACGUGGUGCAAUGGCAUUUACAGAUAUGAUUUGUGUUUGUAUUAUUCAUGGGUUUUAUCUUUGACAUUUUAACUGAUAUUCGAUGAAGGUAUGAAUAACAAUAAAUCUAAAUUAUGCUGACAA